CUCCUAUAAAUCCCCCUCCAUCGAAGGCGUGUGUCCUCCACAAGUCUCCUUUUUCUUAUCAUUAUCAUAUUAUAUAUUCUAUUAUUUAUCUUUGCUUUUUUGGCUCUCUUUUUUUUCAAUAAUGGCGUUGUCAAUUCAUGUCAAUGGCGGUACCGAGCAAAAGCAGUUUCAAGAACCUGUUGAAAACCCCGAGUUCGAUUACUCGCAAAGAGGACAAUGGCUUCGAGCUGCUGUUUUGGGAGCCAACGAUGGGUUAGUUUCAGUAUCGUCACUGUUAAUGGGUGUUGGUUCAGUUAAACAAGACGUUAAAGCCAUGGUUCUCGCCGGUUUCGCCGGCUUGGUAGCCGGAGCUUGUAGCAUGGCCAUCGGAGAGUUCGUCUCGGUAUACACCCAAAGGGAUGUCGAGAUGGCUCAAAUGAAAAGAGGCGGAGAAAAGAGAUCACCGGUGGUUGAUGAAAAUGACCGGAAAAUGGAGAAGAAGGAGCGGUUGCCGAGUCCGGGAGUAGCCGCCGGAGCAUCAGCGUUGGCUUUCUCGGUUGGUGCGGUGCUUCCGUUGUUGGCGGCAGCUUUUAUAAGGGACCAUAAGGUGAGGAUGGCGGUGGUGGUUGUGGUGGCUAGUGUGGCGUUGAUGGUGUUUGGGGUGGUGGGGGCCUUGCUUGGGGGAGCUCCGGUGGCGAAAUCCGGUGGUAGGGUGCUUGUGGGAGGAUGGAUUGCUAUGGGUAUUACUUUUGGGCUUACUAAGUUGAUUAGCUUAAAUGGGAUGUAAAUUUGAAUAAUUUGCUUAAUUUCCCCUUAGCUUUGUUAUUUUACUAUUCCCAUGCAAGGUAAAUAGUUUGUGAAAUUAUAAUCUUUUAGUGUUUUCAAUCCAAAAGUUUGUCAUAUUAGUCUGCAAAAGUGUUAUGGAGGUUAUCUGUAUUAAGAGUUAAA
Messenger RNA from Gossypium arboreum, 927 nucleotides. RefSeq names its product vacuolar iron transporter homolog 2-like. Gene Ontology annotation, biological process: intracellular manganese ion homeostasis. Bases 122 to 766 code for a protein of 214 amino acids. The record is from RefSeq and is a predicted model, not a curated record. Gene Ontology annotation, cellular component: membrane. Gene Ontology annotation, molecular function: iron ion transmembrane transporter activity; manganese ion transmembrane transporter activity. The transcript has a single exon. NCBI's taxonomy places the organism in Eukaryota, Viridiplantae, Streptophyta, Magnoliopsida, Malvales, Malvaceae.